AUGGUGCCCACGUCGGACAUUGACCUCGUCUGGCACGCACACCAGACCACCGGCCGGCCGUACCGCGACUACUCGCGCAGCGUCAGCAAGGCCAAGUGUGUGAUUGACCACGACGACACGAUUCCCGGCGGCGACCUCGCGAAAGGCUAUGCAGACACCUUUGUGCUCUGGUCGCAGACCUUUGGCGAGGCCUACUCGAGCUUCCCGCCGAGCUACGAAGCCUGGGUCGCUGGCAAAGGCGCGUUCUCGCGCAAGACGUGGGCCAAGCACGGCAACGUGCCGGCCAAAGACUCUCGCUUCUUCGGCGUCAACGAAAC
Saprolegnia parasitica CBS 223.65 is the source of this 317-nucleotide messenger RNA. RefSeq lists its product as hypothetical. The transcript has a single exon. The record is from RefSeq and is a predicted model, not a curated record. The annotation marks the transcript as partial. NCBI's taxonomy places the organism in Eukaryota, Oomycota, Saprolegniomycetes, Saprolegniales, Saprolegniaceae.